Penaeus vannamei (Pacific white shrimp) is the source of this 360-nucleotide messenger RNA. RefSeq lists its product as uncharacterized. NCBI's taxonomy places the organism in Eukaryota, Metazoa, Arthropoda, Malacostraca, Decapoda, Penaeidae. The record is from RefSeq and is a predicted model, not a curated record. Gene Ontology annotation, cellular component: extracellular region. Gene Ontology annotation, molecular function: peptidase inhibitor activity.
UCUUCCCUUCGGUAGCAACACCUUCCUCGGUCCUGCGCGGAGAAACCACUCACCCUCUCCCGUCGCGAUGUUGCACCUUCGCCUUGUUGUAUUUGUGGCUGUGUGCCUCGCUCACCAGUACGCAUGCUGUGACCCGAGCCCGAAGCCUGGGACUUGCCCGUCGCCUCCGAGGUGCACCGACUUCUUUGACGGCAACGUUCCUUCUUGCUCCGUCGACAGCGACUGUCCCCGGGAAGAGAAGUGUUGCGAGGACGCUUGCAAUCCAGGGAAGAUCUGCACAUCAUUCUACGGUUUGGGACACUAGUUUUGUUGCAGUUUUGGUUGCACUGGACUAUAACAAUAAAGUAUAUUGAAACAUAA